This is a messenger RNA of Spea bombifrons (plains spadefoot toad), 9442 nucleotides long. It is a transcript of the gene ATM, whose product is annotated as ATM serine/threonine kinase. The record is from RefSeq and is a predicted model, not a curated record. Bases 149 to 9319 code for a protein of 3056 amino acids. The transcript has 63 exons. Gene Ontology annotation, molecular function: protein binding; protein serine/threonine kinase activity. Gene Ontology annotation, biological process: DNA repair. Lineage: Eukaryota; Metazoa; Chordata; Amphibia; Anura; Pelobatidae.
CGCAGCUCCCCGGAACCGAAAGUGAUAAUGUGCAGCCGGACGGUUUAGAGUGUGACACCGCAGGCAGCGUGGAGGAAAUUGGAGCUGUGCAGCUCGCAGGGGUAAUAAUCACGGGAGGUGGCUCCUGCUGUUCUUCCAUCACAUCACCAUGAGUCUUGCUUUGCAUGAGCUUCUCCUCUGCUGUCGUCAACUGGAAAAUGACAAAGCUACAGAAAGACGGAAAGAAAUUGAGAAGUUUAGACGUCUCCUUCGAGAUCCAGAGACUGUUCAGCAGUUAGAUCAUAAUUCUGACUCUCGACAUGGUAAACAGCUCAACUGGGACACAGUCUUCAGGUUCUUACAGAAAUAUAUCUUCAAAGAAACAGAGAGCCUUAAAUCUGCAAAAGCGAAUGUCUCUCUUUCCACACAAGCUGCUCGUCAAAAGAAAAUGCAAGAAAUCAGCUGCCUGGUUAAAUAUUUCAUCCGCUGUGCAAAUAAAAGAGCUCCACGGUUAAAGUGCACUGAGCUCUUACUACAUGUGACAGACACGGUAAAAGACCCCACAACCUGCGCUGCUUAUGGGGCAGAUUACAGUAGUAUACUCCUUAAGGAUAUCUUGUCUGUACGCAAGUACUGGUGUGAGAUUACCCCACAGCAAUGGGCAGAUCUGCUCACCCUGUACUGUAAUUUGUACUUGAAGCCAAGUAGUACCAUCAAUCGUUUGUUAGUGGCCCGUAUAAUCCACACAUUGACCAGAGGAUGCUGUCUCCAGACGGACGGGAUGCAUGGCAAAUUUUUCAACUUCUUUAUGCUGGCGAUGCAGAGAAUCCGGGAGGAGAGAAACCCAAUUGGACUGGACCAGAUUCUUGCUGCUCUCAAUGUGUUCCUUAGCACGGCAUCUCUGACCUGCCGCAUGCGAGUGUGCAGGUUGGGAGAGGACCUCUUCCUGACGGUGUUGCGAGUGUGGAACCAGCAAAGACCCAAAGUCGCUCUUAAGGAGGAAAUUGUGGAGUUCUUCAGGUUACAGUUACAUAUUCAUCAUCCAAAAGGAGCCAAAACCGCAGAAGAAGGGGCGUAUGCGUGGGACCCCGAUAAAUGGCAGAGGAAUUUGUACAGCUUGUAUGACACUAUGGUCCACGAAAUCAGUCAGAUAGGAAGCAGAGGCAAAUAUUCCUCUGGAUUGCGCCAUGUUGCAGUCAAGGAAAAUCUGGUGGAACUAAUGGCAGACAUUUGUCAUCAGCUUUUUACGGAAGACACCAGAGUCUUGGAGAUCACCCAGGCGUCUUUUGCAGUCACACAAAGGGAUGCGUCGGGUGAAGGAGCACCAAGCAAGCGUCGAAGGAUUGAACUGGGUUGGGAAGUCGUCCGGGAAAACCUACAAAAAUCUCUCAAUGACUUUGAUGUUGUCCCAUGGUUGCAGAUUACAACCUGCAUUAUUGCCAGACACCCUAUGAGCCUGCCUAGUAGUGAAUUGACCCCGUUACUGACUGUUCUGCUCCAAUUACUUGCCCAGCAAAAGCGCGGGGAGAGGGCAACCUACGUACUAAGGUGCCUGAAGCAAGUUGCCAUGUGUCAGAGACAAAAGACAGAUGUGGUGGCCGUCUCCAAAUCAGAUCUUCACAAACUUUGGACAAAAAUUUGGACUCUCGCUUUACGCAGCAUCAGUUCGCCGCAAACAGAAGCAGAGAGCUUUUCCUUGUUGGCCGUCAUAUUGCAGGGGAAUCUCGUACCAGCCGACAGAGAUUUCUGGAAGGUGUUUUCUGGGUCUGCUGGCAAACCAUCCAGUUCUGCGGUGCGGUGCCUUGGCCAAGCUCUGAGCUCCUGUGCUAUUCCAGACUAUCUCAGUAAAGGACUGGACCAACCUGGAGGCGAAAGCAACGGAAGCAAAGGCUCAUUAAAAGCGGACAUUAUACAGUGGCUACUCUUUGGACAUUUAGAUGAGGACAUGGAAGACAACAAUGAGCUUUCCCCAGUUUUAACCAAAGCCUUCUCCCACUCUUUGCUGCCUGAUGUCCUUGUGAGCCUCACCAUUAAAGAUUCUGCAACUGCUAUGACAUUUUUUGGAAGCCUUUCAGACGGCUCACGUAGUAAGAAAGACGAGAUGGUUUCCUUUGACACAGAAGAACUAUAUCUUCACACCUCGUUUAAUGAAACGACUCUGUCCCGUACGGAUGCUCCGGAUUCUGCCAGGAAGCCCGGCUCCUUGUGUCUGACUGUGAAUACAUCCAUCAGAGAGAAGCUAGAACAUAAUCUUAUCACGUUGUCUGAGCAGCUUCUCAACGGUUACUCCUCGGAGGCAACACCUGCUGUCAGCAUGGUUCAGUGCGCAAGUCUGUUAGCCGGGGUCUUGGCCAAUUACCGCUACGCUGAGAUCAUCAGCGAGGAAGACGCGUACAAAUCUCAGUUGUUUCAAAAAGCCAAGAUGCUGAUGCAGUGCGCAGCGGAGAGCACCUCAUUCCUAAAGUCAAAAAUAGGAGAGGAUACCAGGAUAUUCUCACUGGGGUUGUUGGUAGCUCAGUGCCUGGGCUGUAUGCGUGACUGCAUUAAGAAUAGCCCAGGACAGUUCUUCAAAGAUUUCUUCCUCCGCCUCUUAACUACAAGGAUGUUAACUGAUUUGUGUGACAUCUGUAGAUGUUUGUUUACCAGCAGUGGAAACCCGGUAGAGGUAGGUGAAGUAGACCUAAUGGAUAUUGACCCAGAAUCUAGAUGUGAGGGAGAUGACCAAGGAGCAAUGGACCUCUUUGAUGACCACCAUGGUACUGAAGCAGCAGAUGGCACAGACAUCGGGGAACUGCAGAAUAUCACCGGGGCAGCCAGUCCUCUGUCUGAGGAACAUUUGUCAAAGCAAGAUUCCGUCCUGCUGCAGACCCUUCGGUUUCUUUGUCUUUGUGCGUCAGCGGCUCACAACCUAAAUGUGUCCUUCAGGCCGUCUGAUAUACGGAGGAAACUCUUAAACAUCAUUGACAGUAACUCUUUGGAUACGAGCAAGCCUCUGCAGCUUCAUGUGUAUUUGCAGCUGUUAGGCGAGCUGCAUAUGGCGGAUGCUCCUCUUCCUGUGGAUGACAUGAUCGCCCUGCUGAAGCCGCUUCCCGAGGUCUGCUCUGCAUAUCGACGUGACCAGGAGGUGUGCGUCGCCAUCUUGCAGAGACUGCUUCCCGUCGUGGUGUGUUUGGGGCAGGACGAGGCCGAAACAGAUGAUAGAUGCGAUGCAGAGGGACAGGUCCUAAGCAUUGUCCAAGCUUUUUGGCACUUGACAAAGGAAGGGAAAUGCACGGCCGUAGUCAGAGUUGCCCUUGUGAACUGCAUGAAGACAUUGAUUGAGGUUGAUCCUCAUGCUAAGUGGGCCAUCAUCAGUAUUGCAGAUUCCGAACUUCCCGUGAGAGAUGCUUUCCCACAAUUCCUGGCAGACGCCAAUCAUCGAGUUCGCCUGAUCACCGCCAUGUCUGUAAAUAGACUGUUCCAGGAUGUGAAAUCACGAGCCCUUCCCCUGAAGUUACAGCAGAAGGCGUUCGAUAACGUGUACAUGAAGGUCCAGGAGGGAAUGAAUUCCAUGUCUCGGGGCAGCCCAGACCGCGACGAUCUCCCCGAUGAGGAGUACAACCGAAAAUCGACGUUGUUGAUGCUGAUAUCGGUGGUCCUGCGCAGCAGCCCUGUUUGUGAGAAGCAGGCUCUCUUUGCCGUUUGUCAGUCUGUCAAAGAAAAUGGACUUGACACCCAGCUCAUUAAAAAGGUGCUGGAACGAGUUUCUGCAGCCCUGGGUUACAGAAAUGUGAAAGACUUCAUGACUUCUCAUUUGGAUUAUCUGAUUCUUGAGUGGCUUCAAAUGAAUGUUCCUGGGUACAGCCUGUCUGCGUUCCCCUACACCUUAUUAAACUACUCCACGCUGCAAGAGUUUUACAGAUGCUGUUACAAGGUUCUCAUCCCACACCUGGUGAUAAGAAGUGAUUUCGAAGAAGUAAAGGCUGUUGCGCAGUGUAUUGAGGAGGACUGGAAGGUCCUGCUGGCCAAUUGCUUCCCAAGGAUUCUUGUGAACAUUCUCCCCUACUUUGCCUAUGAAUGCGCUGGGGAUCCGGAGAUGGCGAAGAAGAGAGUGGUCGCCACUAAAGUGUAUGACUUGCUGCAGCAGGAGAGCUGCCUGGGCAAGCAGCAAAUAGACAGCUUGUUCAUCCGAAACCUGCCAGACAUCGUGGGAGAGCUGCUAAUGACGUUACAUGAAUCGACAAGCAGUGCAACACGUGAAGAGCCGGAGUUACUCCGCUUUACAGGGGAACUGGACCCUGCUCCAAAUCCACCCUAUUUUCCUUCUUAUGUCAUUAAGGCAACCUUGGAUUAUAUCAGCAGCUGCCAUAAAAGCAAGCUCAAAAGCCUUGUGGCAAUUCUUUCGAAGAGCCCGGAUUCAUUCCAGAAGAUACUUCUGUCCAUUUGCAAACAGGCGGCAGAGACCAGCAAUGUUUACAAGAAGCACCGCAUCCUCUCCAUAUACCACCUGUUUGUCAGCCUGCUGCUGGUGGAAAUGAAGGAUGGUUUAGGUGGAGCCUGGGCUUUCGUGCUCAGAGAUGUCAUAUACACUUUGAUCCACCACAUAAACAGCAGGGUUUCUCAUACCGUGGACGAUGUCACCUCGCGAACCCUCCUGCUAUGCCUGGACCUCUUACACCGUGUGUGCCAAACAGCUGUCACUUACUGCAAGGAUGCUUUAGAGUGUCACCUCCAUGUUAUCGUGGGCACUAUGAUCUCUUUGGCCAACAGCCGGGUAGAAAUUAAAACACAGGUGUGUGAAUUGCUAAAGUUUUUGGUGAUCGAAAACAAAGACAAUGAAAACCUUUACCAGACCAUUAAACUUCUGGAUCCCUUUCCUGAUCACCCCAUCUUUAAGGAGCUGCGGCAGGUUCACCAUCAAAUUAAGUACAGCAGAGGACCUUUCUCCCUAUCGGAGGAAAUUAACCACUUUCUCUCGGUCAGCAUUUGCGAGACUCUUCCUCUAACGAGACUGGAAGGUUUAAAUGACUUAAGAAAACAAUUAGAACAGCACAAAGAUCAGAUGAAAGAUCUUUUAAGAGAUUUGCAAGAAAACCCCCAGGAGAGCGUCAUUGCAAAGCUAGUGGUCAGUCUGCUGCAGCUGUCCAAGUGUGCGAUGCAUCAUGAAAACGGGAGAGAGGUUCUAGAAGCUGUCGGGAGCUGCCUUGGCGAACUGGGUCCUAUUGACUUUUCUACAAUAGCUCUCCAGCACAGAAAUGACCUUGUCAAGGUUGUUUUUCAGGAAAAAGAGCUCCAGUGUGUGCUGGUCACAUUGGUUUUAAUAAAUAAUGCGAUGACAGAUCAUUGUAUCCAGAUCCGAUCAGCAGCUGUGACUUGCUUAAAAAAUAUUUUGGCUACAAGAACUGGCAGCAUGUUUUGGGACGUCUACAAAGAUAAGGAAGAUCCCAUGCUCGUUUAUUUCCAGCCGUUCCGUGUUCCUAAGAAAAAGUUUCUGGAGGUGUCAGACAUUCAGACGAAUGGUUCUCUGGAAAGCCUGGACGACGCUAACGUUUGGAUACCACACAAUGGUAGCCACGGGGUCUGGGUAAAGGACCUGACUUGCUCGUUGUUGGAAAGUGGUGGUGUGAAGAGUGAAGUCCUGCGGUUACUAAAACCUAUAUGCAAGGUGAAAGUAGAUUUUUCUCAAGCUGUGUUGCCGAAUCUUCUCCACAACAUCCUCCUUCAUGACUCUGAUGGCUCAUGGAGGAAGCUUCUAUCAAAACACAUCCAAGGCUUUUUCACAUCAUGCUGCCGGUCUGUACCAAGUUCCAGUAGAUCAGCCACCCCAGCAAGCUCUGAUUCAGAGUCUGAAGGUUUGACACGUGGGAGUCUGAAUGUGGCUUCCAGGAGGACGAUGCUCAGUGUGGUUGAAUACCUAAGAAAACAAAGGAGGCCCGUCCCAGGGACAGCCUUUGAUGAUAAUUUCUGGCUGGAUCUUAACUACCUUGAGGUGGCCAUGGCAGUCCAGUCCUGUUCAGCCCACUUCACCGCUUUACUCUAUGCCGAAAUAUAUGCGGACAAGAUCAGGCUGGAUGCAGAGCAAAGGACAAGGUCCUUGUCAAGUGCCCGAAAGAGUCUGAAGUUUGAGGAGGAAAGUCAGGUUAUGACGAUCACCAGUCUGAGUGACAAAAGCAAAGAAGAGACUGGCAUAAGUUUGCAGGACCUGCUGCUGGAAAUCUACAGAAGUAUCGGGGAGCCUGACAGUUUGUACGGCUGCGGCGGAGGAAAAAUGCUCCAACCUCUUGCCAGAAUCCGAACCUAUGAACACGAGGCGAUGUGGGGGAAAGCCUUGGUUACCUAUGACUUGGAAGUGAAUCUUCCUCCGGCCACGCGGCAAGCUGGCAUCAUGCAGGCCCUGCAGAACUUUGGAUUGAGUCGCACGCUCUCCACUUACCUGCGCGGUCUGGAACACGAUAACGCGGAGUGGACCGCCGAGCUGCAAGAGAUCCGUUACCAGGCCGCCUGGAGGAAUAUGCAGUGGGAUGACGGCUCACCCAUCAAGUAUGAUUCGUCAGGACCUAGUUAUCAUGAAUCCCUUUUCCGGGCCUUACAGUCUUUGCGAGACAAGGAAUUGACUGGCUUCCACGAGCACCUCAAACAUGCCCGGGUUAGGGAAGUGGAAGAGCUCUGUAAAGGAAGCCUGGAGUCCGUCUACUCUCUCUAUCCCACCCUGAGUAGACUCCAAGCCAUCGGAGAGCUUGUAAAUAUUGGCCAGAUGUUUACCAGUUCCAUCACUGACUCUCGGUUAGAUGACAUGUGUACAAAGUGGCAGAGGCAAUCCCAGCUCCUUAAAGACAGCGACUUUGGAUUCCAGGAGCCGGUCAUGGCUCUUCGUUCGGUUAUCCUGGAGACAAUGCUGGAAAAAGAGGCAAAUGGCACCAGUCGGGAUUGUCUUAAGAAUAUUCUCACCCAGCACCUGGUGGAGUUGUCCAGGUUAGCCAGGACUGCUAGAAAUACACAGCUUCCAGAGAAGGCGAUGUUUCAGAUAAAGCAGCAUAAUCCUGCCCAGUUUGCGGUGUCUGAGUGGCAGCUUGAAGAAGCUCAGAUCUUCUGGGCCAAAAAGGAACAGAGUCUUGCCUUGGGAAUACUCAAGCAAAUGAUUCACAAACUGGAAGCAAGCAGUUUUGAGGUUGAGAAUGAUUCGCGUCUGCAGCUGAUCUACGUGGAGUGUCUGAGGCUCUGUGGCAACUGGCUCGCGGAAACCUGUUUGGAAAGUCCUACCGUCAUCAUGCAGAACUACCUGGAAAAGGCGGUGGAUGUAGCCGAGGCGGUUAGCGAUGGCGUGGGGGACAGACAGCAGCGAGGGAAGAUGAAGGCGUUCCUGUCGCUGGCUCGCUUCUCAGACGCCCAAUAUCAGAGGAUCGACAAUUACAUGAAGUCCUCGGAGUUUGAGAACAAACAGGCUUUGCUGAGGAAGGCGAAGGAAGAAGUUGGAUUGAUGCGACAGCACAAGGUUCAGAGUAACAGGUAUACCGUGAAAGUGCAGAGGGAACUGGAGCUCGAUGAAUGCGCCAUCUCGGCCCUGAAGGAGGACCGCAAGCGUUUUCUGUGCAGGGCUGUCGAGAACUACAUCAGCUGCCUGGUGUGCGGAGAGGAACACGACAUGUGGAUAUUCCGUCUGUGCUCCCUGUGGCUGGAGAACUCUGCUCUGCCUGAAGUGAACAGCAUGAUCCAGCAAAAUGCCCUGAAGAUACCCUCUUACAAGUUUCUGCCUCUGAUGUACCAGCUGGCCGCUCGGAUGGGAACGAAGAAGAUGGGGAACCUUGGAUUUCAUUCCGUACUUAAUGAUCUUAUCGGCAGGAUCUGCCUGGAUCAUCCGUACCACACGCUCUUCAUUAUCCUGGCUCUGGCCAAUGCCAACAAAGAUGAUCUCCUGCAGAAAGCAGAGGCUGUCCGAAGGAGCCGUCUGACCAAGAAUGCGCCCAAGCAGAUCUCCCAGCUUGACGAGGACCGGAUGGAAGCUGCAUCUAACAUAAUUAAUACAAUUAAGAAACGGAGAAGCAGCAUGGUACAAGAUGUCCAGAGGCUUUGCGACGCUUAUAUCAUUUUAGCCAACAUGGAGGCCAACCAGUGGAAAUCACAAAGGAGUUCCAUACCCAUCCCAUCCGAUCAGCCCAUCACGAAAUUAAGUAAUUUACAUGAUGUUGUUAUCCCAACUAUGGAAAUUAAGGUCGAUCCCAGUGGGAAGUAUGAAAAUCUGGUGACAAUAAAAUCCUUUAAGCCCGAGUUCCGCUUGGCAGGAGGCCUCAACCUUCCGAAAAUAAUUGACUGUAUUGGUUCUGAUGGAAAGGAGAGAAGACAGCUUGUUAAGGGGAGAGAUGACUUGAGACAGGACGCUGUGAUGCAGCAAGUUUUCCAGAUGUGUAACACGUUGUUACAGAAGAACACGGAGACAAGGAAGAGAAAGCUGACGAUCCGCAGAUACAAGGUGGUGCCCCUGUCUCAGCGGAGCGGGGUGCUGGAGUGGUGCACAGGCACGGUGCCCAUAGGAGAAUACCUUGUGAACACAGACGACGGCGCUCACAAGCGCUACCGACCCAGCGAUUACAGCAGCCUGCAGUGCCAGAAGAAAAUGAUGGAGGUGCAGAGAAGCCGCUUCGAAGAGAAGUAUCUAACGUUUCUUGAUGUCUGUGAGAAUUUCCGCCCCGUCUUCCGAUACUUCUGCAUGGAGAAGUUCUUAGAUCCCGCCGUUUGGUUUGAGAAGCGUUUGGCUUACACUCGAAGUGUCGCUACGUCAUCUAUUGUCGGUUAUAUUGUUGGUCUCGGGGACAGACACGUCCAGAAUAUACUCAUCGAUGAGGAGACGGCAGAGCUUGUGCACAUAGACUUGGGAGUGGCUUUUGAGCAAGGCAAGAUUCUCCCCACGCCAGAAACCGUUCCUUUCCGUCUGACCAGAGAUAUUGUGGACGGAAUGGGCAUCACGGGAGUUGAGGGGGUCUUCAGAAGAUGUUGUGAGAAGACCAUGGAGGUGAUGAGGAGCUCUCAGGAAGCAUUGCUGACCAUUGUGGAAGUCCUGCUCUACGAUCCGCUGUUCGAUUGGACGAUGAAUCCUCUUAAAGCGCUGUACCUGCAGCAGGAUGAGGCCGAUCUCAACGCGACUCUCGGCGGCGAUGACCCUGAAUGCAACCGGAACUCUUGCAAUGACACGCAGAGCUUUAAUAAAGUGGCAGAACGUGUCCUGCUGCGUCUCCAAGAGAAAUUAAAGGGAGUGGAAGAAGGAAUGGUUCUGAACGUGGGAGGACAAGUGAAUCUUCUCAUCCAGCAAGCCAUGGACCCGAAGAACCUCAGCAGGCUUUUCCCUGGAUGGAAGGCCUGGGUGUAAUGCUAGCACUGAAACGAAAACUACAUUUGGGGUACUCGCCAUGGAAGUUGGUGAAUGUUUAAAAUCACAUGAGGUUUUUGUGAAAUAAAGUUUACGUAUGUGUUCCGAAUAGAAAGUCCUGCU